AAAAGGAAUAAGGUUCUUAAUAAUUUAUACAAAAACUUUGUUUUUAAGCAUAUUUUUUGGUGAAUUCACAUUUUAUGUUCGGUGAAAUUUGAUAUUGCUGUGAAUUUAUGAAGUGGAAAAAAAAGAAUUGUUCUGGGAGUAUAGAGAAGUGAACUACGGUUAUAUUGUAUUUCAAAUCUUCAAAAUAUUAGCUAAAUCUAGAAAGUGUUUAGUGAAAUUUGUAUCGAAGUCUUUCCGGUUUGCAAUUUUGUGAUAAUGUCUUUGCAGUGGACAUUUAUUGCUGGUUAUUUAUAUUUUGAAAUUGCUGUUGUCAUCAUUAUGAUAUUACCGAUAUUCAGUCCGCGGCGAUGGCAUCAGUUUUUCAGGUCAAGUCUCUUCGCAAUGUUCCAACAUCAUGCCGCAUUGUACUUCUAUGCAUUUCUAGGCGUUUUGACAUUAUUCUUAAUGGACGCUAUCAGAGAAAUGAGAAAAUAUUCAAACAAUUCUGAACCAUUACCAUCACAUUUAUCAACAGAAAUGAAAAGUCAUGUAAAACUGUUCCGCGCUCAAAGGAACUUUUACAUUACAAGUUUUGCUAUAUUUCUAGCAUUUGUCAUCAAACGCUUAGUUACAAUGUUGAUAAUUCAAUAUGAGCUUGAACAAAAGGCAGAAAAAAUUAUCAAACAAGCGGAAGAGACUGUGAGUCAAGCUAAAAAGGCUUUGCUUGACAAUGAUAAUCAGCUCGCAGAAGCUCAAAAUUAUAAAGAAAUAAAGAAUGUUCUGGAAGUUACUGAGAAUUUGCUGGAAGAAGAGAAAUUGAAAACAAAAGAAUUGGAAGAAGAGGCAACUAAAUGGAGACUUAAAUAUGAACAACUAGAAACUUCGAGUGGAAAAGGCGAUGAAUAAACUAUAAUAAAAUGUAUUAUGUGGUAUUAAAAUUACUAAAAGAUGCUGCAUAAUUACGUAACUGAAGUAAAAAAUACUGAUUUUACAAAGCUUCUAUAAAUCUAUAUUAAUGAUAUUAACCCAUGUAGUAACUUCCAUAAUAACAUGUAUUUUCUACUGCAUUUUAAAACAAGUUUUUGUAAGGAACAAAACAUUUCAUUGUAUAUUUGGCUGCAAUAAUGUAGUAUUUAAUUGUAUAUGUUGAAAUUAUUUUAUUCAAGCAUUUAAAACAAACUUUUUAAAAUCUUGAGACUGAUUAUGUUAUUUGAAGAUAUUUUGGCUUAUUUGUAUAAUUUAUAUAAAUCUUAGUUAUUAGCAAAAAUUGGGAUUUAAGUUUGAUAAAAGGUAUUGUUUUCUAACUAUUUUCGAAUUAUAAUUAAAAAGUGUAGUAUGUACUUAUUUUCUAUGUACACUGUCAAAAAUUUAAAAUAUUUUUAUAUGUUUAUAAUAAUCUAGUCUGUUAUUUUGCUUUUUCAGUGGCUGUCUAAGUGUUUUUUUACCUUUUUUUAAGACAAUGAUGGUUAUUACUAAAUGGUAUUUUCACAUACAAUUUUAAAAAAAAUCUUUCUCCAUCUAGGUUAUAAGACAUGAAGUAUGUUAGAUUUAUUCUUGUUUGUAAAGCUUAAUAACAAAACAUUAAAUGUUGAAAAUUUGUGAUAUCUAUGUCGUUUGAGCUAAUAAAGUAAUUUAUGCAAA
Papilio polytes (common Mormon) is the source of this 1620-nucleotide messenger RNA. Its product is annotated as B-cell receptor-associated protein 31-like. Lineage: Eukaryota; Metazoa; Arthropoda; Insecta; Lepidoptera; Papilionidae. The transcript has a single exon. Gene Ontology annotation, biological process: intracellular protein transport; endoplasmic reticulum to Golgi vesicle-mediated transport. Bases 256 to 885 code for a protein of 209 amino acids. The record is from RefSeq and is a predicted model, not a curated record. Gene Ontology annotation, cellular component: endoplasmic reticulum membrane; endoplasmic reticulum.